CCGCCGAAGUUUAACAGUCCAGGCGGGAGCCGGAAGCCCAGCGCCGGAGAGGGCCGCGCCGGGGCCCCCGGUGUACGGCGGCUGAGAGGUGCAGUCAUGCAGGAAAACCUCAGAUUUGCUUCAUCGGGAGAUGAUGUUAAAAUAUGGGAUGCUUCAUCUAUGACAUUGGUGGAUAAGUUCAACCCACACACAUCACCACAUGGAAUCAGCUCAGUGUGUUGGAGCAGCAAUAAUAACUUUCUAGUGACAGCAUCUUCCAGUGGUGACAAAAUAGUUGUUUCAAGUUGCAAAUGUAAACCUGUUCCACUUUUAGAGCUUGGUGAAGGGCAAAAGCAGACAUGUGUCAGUUUAAAUUCAACAUCAAUGUAUUUGGUAAGCGGAGGCCUAAAUAACACUGUUAAUAUUUGGGAUUUAAAAUCAAAAAGAGUUCAUCGAUCUCUUAAGGAUCAUAAAGAUGAAGUAACUUGUGUAACAUAUAAUUGGAAUGACUGCUACAUUGCUUCUGGAUCUCUCAGUGGUGAAAUUAUUUUGCACAGUGUAACCACUAAUUUAUCUAGUACUCCUUUUGGCCAUGGUAGUAACCAGUCUGUUCGGCACUUGAAGUAUUCCUUGUUUAAGAAGUCGCUACUGGGCAGUGUUUCGGAUAAUGGAAUAGUAACUCUCUGGGAUGUGAAUAGUCAGAGUCCAUACCAUAACUUUGACAGUACACAUAAAGCUCCAGGUUCAGGCAUCUGUUUUUCUCCUGUCAAUGAAUUGCUAUUUGUAACUAUAGGCUUGGAUAAAAGAAUCAUUCUCUAUGACACUUCAAGUAAGAAGCUAGUGAAAACUUUAGUGGCUGACGCUCCUCUAACUGCAGUAGAUUUCAUGCCUGAUGGAGCCACUUUGGCUAUUGGAGCUUCCCGUGGGAAAAUAUAUCAAUAUGAUUUAAGGAUGUUGAAAUCACCAGUUAAAACCAUCAGUGCACAUAAGACAUCUGUGCAAUGUAUAGCAUUUCAGUACUCCACUGUCCUUUCUAAGUCAGGUUUAAAUAAAGGCUGUUCAAAUAAGCCCACAGCUGUGAACAAACGUACUGUUAACGUGAGCACUGCUAGUGGAGGAGUCCAGAAUUCUGGAGUUGUCAGAGAAGCAGCUACCACUUCCAUUGCCACAGUUCUGCCACAGGCCACGACAGCAGUUGUGGGGAAAGGAACAGUUGCUCUUCAAGACAAAGCAGGUCUGCCUCGAAGCAUAAACACAGAUAUUUUAUCUAAGGAAACAGAGAGUGGGAAAACCCAGGAUUUCUCCAGCUUUGAUGAUACUGGAAAAAGUAGUUUAGGUGACAUGUUCUCACCUAUCCGAGAUGAUGCUGUAGUUAACAAAGGAAGUGAUGAGUCCGUAGGAAAAGGAGAUGGCCUUGACUUUCUACCACAGUUGAACUCAGUGUUUCCUCCAAGAAAAAAUCCAGUAGCUUCAAGCACUUCAAUGUUGCAUUCUAGUCCUCUUAAUGUCUUUAUGGGGUCUCCAGGGAAAGAAGAAAAUGAAAAUCAUGAUCUGACAGCUGAAUCUAAGAAAAUGUAUCUGGGAAAACAGGAACCUAAAGACUCCUUCAAGCAGUUUGCAAAGUUGAUCUCUGGUGCUGAAACUGGAAAUCUAAAUACCUCUCCAUCAUCCAACCAAACAAGAAGUCCUGAGAAAUUUGAAAAGCCAGAAAAAGAAAUUGAAGGCCAGUUUAUAUAUGAACUUCCAGUCAAUGGAUCCUCAACUCCAAAUCCAAAGAUAGCAUCUUCUGUCACUGCUGGAGUUGCCAGUUCACUAUCAGAAAAAAUAGCUGAUACCAUUGGAAAUAAUCGGCCAAAUGCACCAUUGACAUCUGUUCAAAUCCGUUUUAUUCAGAACAUGAUACAGGAAACAUUGGAUGACUUUAGAGAAGCAUGCCAUAAGGAUAUUGUGAAUUUGCAAGUGGAGAUGAUUAAACAGUUUCAUAUGCAAUUGAAUGAAAUGCACUCUUUGUUGGAAAGAUACUCAGUGAAUGAAGGUUUAGUGGCAGAAAUUGAAAGACUACGAGAAGAAAACAAAAGACUACGGGCACACUUUUGAAAUUUCAGUGAAUACUUUAAUGUUUUGUAAUUUGGGAAGCUUCUGGCAACACAGAGCUAUAUAGAUUCAGUAUUGUUUUCAUGGCCUCUGGGAAAAUUUUUUUUCAAGUAAAAGGGUGAUGGGAUUGUAUACCAACCACUAUUUCAUCUUUUCUGUCAAAAAUAUUUAUAUUUUUAUAUUAAAAACUGUACACUGUGUCAUCUGCCUAAGAGGAAAGCCAACAGAAUCUUUAUUUUCUGAAAGCUUUAGCUAUACACUAAGUGCCCUUUUUCAUAAGAAAAGAAAAUUGUGCAGAAAAAAAAUAGAUUAUGUAUGUUUUUUAAUAACCUCUUUUAAACAUAAUAUUUUUGGUUGACAGUUGCCUUCCAAAUUUUUUUGGAUGUUUGAUGAUUAAAGAGUUUGAGAUACCUUCUAUUUUUAUGGAGAAAGUAAUUUUAAUUGGUGUUUUGGGUUUCUAAGCAGUUGACUAAUAAAACACAAGGUUGAUUAAUAAUUAUUUUGUUAACUUGAUGAAGUCAAGUAUGACUAUUAUUUAUUGUACAUUUGAUAAGAAAAUUUUCAGAAUUUCGAAUUGCACAGAUUACAUUAUAUCUAUUGCAUUUAUGUUACUGUAUUAUACUUCUAACAAAUCUCUACUCCUGGUCAGUGUUUUUUAGCUAAUUUCACUUUAUGAAAACUUUUAAGGGUUUAUAAGACUCAACCAGAACUGCAUAUCUGCUGAUUAUCUCAUGAAUUAAUAACAUACAAAAUUAUACUAUAAAGUUUCAAUCAAUAUAAUUCAACUUAUAAACAGUGAAAAUUUCAUAUUACAUACUAAAUAUUACAGUAUUAGUGCCAUUUUUUUUCUCCCAAAUGAUGUGUGGUUUAUUUUGUUUUGUGGUUUAUAUCAUUAAGUUUCUCUAAUUCUUUGUGUGUUGUGUGUAAUAUUUUAUACUAUUGACCUUACUAUAAAAUAAAUAAAAUUAAAAAAAACACAACAGGAAGGUUAAUUGUCAAAAGAAUUUACACCUCUUUGAUAAUAUGUAGAUGUGUACAUCUGCCUGCUCUGAUCUACAUUUUUAGUGAUAGAAGAUUAGGGGGGCCACUGGCUUGUUUACCUUCUUAUAGUCUUUUGUCCCAAAGAUUUAAACUAUGUACCUUGUAUAUAGCACUCCUGCCCAAUUUUGACUUCUGAGAUGAAAGUAUUUACUAAAAGAACUCUAUUAAAAAAAAAAGAAGAAAUGUAGCUAGCUUACUAACUUUUUUCCCCUAAGUGCUGAGAGAUUUUAAGGGUAUAUUAAAUAAGUGUAAACAUACUAAUAAUUACUUCAAGAAAUAAAAGCAGAUUACUUUGUCCUAGUGCGGCUCAGAGAAUACAUUUGUAUUAAAGCUUUAGGAGUGCUUCUAUAAUCUUUUUUCCUGACAGGUUAUAAAAGCAUUAUGGCUUGUAACAGGUUUUCUUAUAUAUCAUUAUCAAACAGAUUUAGAAGACAUAAAAGUGUGUUUUGCUACAUGCUGUAUUUAAAUCGGUUAAUAUUUUCCUAUUGCCUUUUUCUAUAAAUGCACAUAAUGUGUAUUAAAAGAGAUUGGAUAAAUAAAAUAAUUUUAGUAACUUUAUGCAUAAAGAUGAAAUCUUUUUUUGUCAUGGAACUUAAAAGCUAAAUAAGCACGAAAAAUUUUAAAUGGUAAAAAUGGGAAACUUGAAAUUGAAUUUUAGCCUCUGGCCAAGGUAGCAUAAUAGAGAUUGGAUUUAUACAACUGAAUUUUAAAAAGACCCAAAAUAUUUGAAAUAAUUUUCAAAUACUGAAUUUUUGAAAAUAAAAAACUCAACUUAGAUUCUGUACCUAGUGAGAAUACCUUUUGAAAAUGAAAUAAAACUUUUUCAAACCUAGAAAGGCUGAAAGAAUUUAUCACAAGAAGCCUUUUGCCCUACAGGAAAUGUUAAAGGUACUGGAUAGAAAUCUUCUGUGCAAAGGAAUAAAGAGCAAUAAAAAUGGUAAAUAUGUGUACAAA
Aethalodelphis obliquidens (Pacific white-sided dolphin) is the source of this 4068-nucleotide messenger RNA. It is a transcript of the gene NEDD1, whose product is annotated as NEDD1 gamma-tubulin ring complex targeting factor. NCBI's taxonomy places the organism in Eukaryota, Metazoa, Chordata, Mammalia, Artiodactyla, Delphinidae. Gene Ontology annotation, molecular function: gamma-tubulin binding. Gene Ontology annotation, biological process: microtubule nucleation; mitotic cell cycle. The coding region runs from base 97 to 2076 and encodes 659 amino acids. Gene Ontology annotation, cellular component: cytoplasm; centriole; spindle pole. The record is from RefSeq and is a predicted model, not a curated record. The transcript has 15 exons.